Messenger RNA from Galdieria sulphuraria, 1238 nucleotides. RefSeq names its product protein disulfide-isomerase A4. Gene Ontology annotation, molecular function: protein disulfide isomerase activity. Gene Ontology annotation, cellular component: endoplasmic reticulum. Bases 45 to 1205 code for a protein of 386 amino acids. The transcript is spliced from 4 exons. Gene Ontology annotation, biological process: protein folding. The record is from RefSeq and is a predicted model, not a curated record. NCBI's taxonomy places the organism in Eukaryota, Rhodophyta, Bangiophyceae, Galdieriales, Galdieriaceae.
CGUUGCAAAAAAAAGAAAACUUCUCUUUGGUUGAACUUGGCACCAUGCAAAGAACGUGGUUGGCUAGUUUCAUUCUUUUCUCUUUGAUAUUAUCAACUUGUGCACUCUACUAUCCAGACUUGACUCAUGAAGACUUUGACUCUGUGAUAGAUGGUAGUAAACCUGCUUUAAUAGAAUUGUAUGCACCUUGGUGUGGUCAUUGUCAAGCCUUGGCACCGGAAAUAGAAAGACUUGGAGAGUCGGUAAAAAACAAUAUGCAAAUCAUCGUUGCACAAAUAGAUGCGGAUAAGGACAAAGUUUUAUCAGAACGGUUCCAAUUACAAGGUUAUCCUACCAUCAAACUCUUGUCAUCAAGAAAUACUACAAGUGACUGGAUAGAAUACACAGGUGAACGUACAGCUACUGGACUGGUUGCUUUUAUUCAAAACCAUACUCAGCAGUCCAUCAAGUUGAUACCUGUGGAAACUUUUGUGGUGGAGUUGACGGAUGACAAUUUUGAUAAAGUGGUGAUGGAUCCUUAUAGUCAUGUGUUGGUAGAGUUUUAUGCUCCUUGGUGUGGUCAUUGUAAAACAUUGAAACCACAAUUAGAAAAAGUAGCCAAGACCUAUCAUCAAGUGAAAGGAGUAGUGAUAGCUGCGAUAGAUGCGGAUAAAUAUGGAAAGCUUGCAGAGAAAUAUCGCGUGACUGGAUUUCCCACAUUGAAAUAUUUUCCAGCAGGAAAAGAUAAGAAACCAAUGGAAUAUGAUUCCAGUCGUAUGGCGAUAGCUAUUGUAGAGUUUAUGAAUCGUCAAGUUGGUUUGGACUUGGAUGUUGGAGGAGAACUUUUACAAGAUGCUGGAAGAGUUGAAGUGAUGGAUAACUAUGCUCGCGAUUUUAUAACUUCGAAUAUCAGCAAACACGAGUCUAUUCGUCAGGCAGCAGAAGAAGAAAUCAACAACCAAAACUUGAGAGGCCAGUUGUUACAAAAUGCUAGAUUUUAUUUGACUGUGAUGGAACGAUAUUCAAAGAAUGGUGGAGAUGCAUAUUUGAAUAAGGAAUUGAGCAAGAUUGAGAAAGAGUUGAAAAGAAAGGAUUUAUCUCCCCAUAAACGCAACAAUUUGAUUCGAAAACAAAAUAUUAUCAAAUUUUUUGCUACUAUCAAAGACUCGGAAUAUUUAAAAGCUCAAGCAGUUGGUGAUGCUUUAGAUGAUGAUGAUGCGAAUUGAAGAAUAGUAUCAUAUAAAUCGAUUCUUUUGCUA